GGAGCGCUAAGACCCAGGGCGUAGUGGAGGACUGCAGCAGCGAGCUGGAGGCGGCGGUGGGAGCCGUCAGGUACCUUGGUUAGCGGACGAAGCAGCAUCAGCCCCAAGGACAGAGAUGGCCAGUCAGUCCCAGGGUAUCCAGCAGCUGCUGCAGGCUGAGAAGCGGGCCGCUGAGAAGGUGGCAGAUGCCAGGAAGCGGAAGGCCCGGCGGCUGAAGCAGGCCAAGGAGGAGGCGCAGAUGGAGGUGGAGCAGUACCGCCGGGAGCGUGAGCAGGAGUUCCAGAGCAAGCAGCAGGCUGCCAUGGGCUCCCAGGGGAACCUGUCGGCUGAGGUGGAGCAGGCUACGAGGCGCCAGGUGCAGGGCAUGCAAAGCUCGCAGCAGAGAAACCGUGAGCGUGUCCUGGCCCAGCUUCUUGGCAUGGUCUGUGAUGUCAGGCCCCAGGUUCACCCCAACUACCGGAUCGCUGCAUAGAACCCGGCAUAUGGCCCGACUCCUGCCUAGUUUCCUCCCUGAAAGAGGUCUCCCAAGACAGCAUCCCCCUAUUCCCUCUCAAUCCUUCUCUGAUUUUCAUUCCCUGAAUAUUGCAGGAGGCAGGAUCCACUAUUGUCCUGUGAAACAUGUAUAUCCUGCCCCAAGCUGUAUCUCCCUGCUGCUCUUUAACCUUCCCCGGGACAUUGUCAGCUUCCCAGGCACACGCAGUGCAAAUUGGAACAUGGAGAAGCAGGGAUGUGCAAAGUGCUGACUCCACAGUGGGCGGAUUUGGGUCCUUCUCCCAGCCCUGCCACCUGCUGGUCGUACAGCUGAGGUUCCUAGGGGACUGGAUUCAUAGUGACAUCUGCCUGCCAUAGGCUGCACUGUACCGUGUCCUAUAAAGUGCCUGUAAGAGCCAGGAGCCCAGGGAUGGUGUCCUCCCCCACUGCGCAUCUGCCAAAACCUGAACUCAGCUGUCUCCUCCCGUCUGUCGGCGGCUCUCUAAUCCCACUCCGUCUGCGACUCUGAUAAUUCUCUAAUUCCCAGAAGAUUUUAGGACCCAAGGAAAGGCGGGACGGGGGCCUCAUUUAGUCCCUGCGUCAUGACUCCCCGUGGAGUCUGCCCCCUCAGCCUCUUGGCAGCUCGUGUGUGUUCUCCAUCAGCUGUCUCCCCAGCCUCAGCAGCUUCCUGCCGCGUGUGCAGCCAUGAUGCACCCCUUGAAAUGCAUGACCAGCCUUCCCACACCCUCAUCUUACAUUCCCCUUGUAACAAUGAACUGAGUCAAUAAAAAUGAGUCAACUGGUGA
Molecule: messenger RNA, 1277 nt
Organism: Ochotona curzoniae (black-lipped pika)
Lineage: Eukaryota; Metazoa; Chordata; Mammalia; Lagomorpha; Ochotonidae
Gene: ATP6V1G2
Product: ATPase H+ transporting V1 subunit G2
Exons: 3
Coding region: 116-472 (118 amino acids)
Biological process (GO): proton transmembrane transport
Cellular component (GO): vacuolar proton-transporting V-type ATPase complex
Molecular function (GO): proton-transporting ATPase activity, rotational mechanism
Source: RefSeq, a predicted model, not a curated record